AUGUUUCGCUGGUGGUGGCCACAUGGCUUAGUUGAAAUCGCCGAAGUCCAGGCUGAAAUCGAUCAGAUUGCGGAUGCCGGGUUCGGUGGCGUUGAAAUAGAAGACGUCCACCACAGCACAAAUGCGAAUCUCUUAGACCCUGCAGGUCAUGGAUGGGCAACCACUCCUUGGAUCGACGCAGUAUAUGCCUCUUUAACAAGAGCAAAGCAAAGAGGCCUCCGGACCGAUAUUGCUGCUGGGCCAUCAUGGCCAGCAGCACUUCCCACCAUCACUCCAGAUGAUGAAGCUGCCGCUCAGGAGUUGGUUCAUGGACGAGCUUAUGUGAAUGCUACCACCAACUUUCAAUUUUCUGGCGAGCUACCUCACUCAUACGUUGAGCCAGAGCCGGGUGUGACUAAAGAGAAACUCAUCGCUGUCCAAGCAUGGCGGAUCAACAAUGCCAGCAGUCCUACCGCCAGGACCAUGCUUCUCGACUCCAACACUAUGAUUGAUCUCACCAGCAAGGUAACCGAUGGAAAGCUUAGUUGGACAGCACCUGAUAGAGGUAAUUGGGUCAUCAUGCCAUUCCGCACUCGAGGUACUGGCCAGAUGCCGGAAGCCGGACCACAUACGAGCCCUCUCGCCUAUGUCAUUGAUCAUUUCUCAAAAGCAGGUGCCGAUAUUUUGACCAAGUUCUGGGACGAAAAGAUUCUCACCACUAGAUUCCACGGUUUUGGUUCGCUGUUUGAGGACUCCCUAGAGUUCGAAGCUACAACCUACUGGACUGCCGCAUAUCCAACCGAAUUCAGAAACCGCAUGGGAUACGACAUUAUGAAAUACGCACCUACUAUAGUCAGAGAGAAGGAGAAGUUCACGAUCGCUUUCACUGAUGCCGAAGUCACCCGUGGCAUCCUUAACGACUUCUGGGAUGUCCUUGGUGCUUUAUACAUUGAGAACCACGUUGUUCCCGUCAAGGAAUGGUGUCACUCGCAUGGGAUGCAGCUUCGAGUUCAGCCCUAUGGACUAUCAACAGAUGCCAUGGGUGCUUCCGCUGCCUUGGAUAUCGCCGAAGGAGAGUCUCUGGGAUUUAAGAACCUCGAUGAUUACAGAUCCCUGGCUGGUGGAAGUAAUAUGGGUCAGCACAACAUCAUCUCUAAUGAAGCGGCAGCAUUCGCGACAAGUGCCUACACGACUACUUGGGAAAGAGUCUUACGGACCCUCAACCCGAUUUUCGCAGCUGGCGUGAAUCAGCAAGUUCUCCAUGGGUUCUCUUACCUCGAGGCUCCAUCGGCUGCAUGGCCUGGUUUUGCAGCAUUUACCCCAUACGGUAGCGCUGGUAACAUUGGAUAUGCUGAGUCUUGGGGACCUCGUCAGCCCGCAUGGAGACACGCUCCAGACAUUUCGGCGUACAUGGGUAGAGUCCAAUUCCUAAUGCGUCGUGGUGUACCAAAACAUGAUGUUGGGUUCUUCCGUCAAAAGGGGUACAUCGCUUCCGGAUUUGGAGCUUCGUAUUUCAGCGCUGCUGGAACGAGAGCAGGCUGGAGCAUGAACUUUCUUGCCCCAAGCUUGCUUCAACUGCCAAUUGCAAAGGUCUCGAAUAAGCGACUUGCACCUGAAGGGCCAAACUUUGGCUUGCUAGCUUUCGAGGGAGAUGCUUUCAGCAGUCAAAUUCCUGUCGUCACACUUGACACUGCGCAACGGAUGCUCUCGUAUGCCCAAGCUGGCCUCCCUGUUCUAGUCGUUGGCGAUUGGUCUACUGUGAGAGCAUACGGAUAUAGCGAAUUCAACCAGAGUUCGCAGGUAGCCUCGACAUUCAAGCAGAUGCUUGCGCUGCCAAAUGUCGUUAAUGUCCCCGACAGAGCUUCAAUGGCCGACGGAGUCGCCAAACUUGGUGUUCCAACUGAAGUACAACACUCCGACUCUUCCCUGAUCCAUAUUCAUCGAGUCGAUGGUCGACUUGAUCACUACCUCUUCGUCACCAACUCUGCCACCGAGGCUGUCGAUCAAGACGUAUCAGUCUUCCGCGGAAGCUCUCAAGCCGUUCCAUAUGUCCUCGAUGCCUGGACAGGAACCAGUAAAGUUCUGCCAGUUUAUACAGAAGUCAGCGCCAGCCGUAUCUCUUUCCGCGUGAAGUUGAGGCCAGGCCAGUCUAUGCUGAUGACAAUAGUACCAAUGGACUUCAAAGCCGUUCACGCGGUUAGCAGUACUGGUACAGUUGUUGUAGACUCUCAACAAAAGAUGGCGAUUCGUAGCAACGUUAGUGGAAGCUACAGUACCGUUUUCAGCAACGGUAAGACUUCGACAACCACAGUCGAUGCCUCGCCUUCUCCCAUCGAUCUAUCCAGCUGGACACUCGACGUCGAGGAUUUCACACCGGGUCCAACAAACACCACCACAACAAUCCUCCGCCACAAGCUUGACAUCACUGCCCCUCUUCAGCCAUGGACUGCAUUGCCAGGCCUCCUGGAUGUGUCAGGGAUUGGCACCUACUCUACCACAUUCAACUUGCCAACCACCUACCCAACUCAAGCAUCAAACUCAUCAGGCUUCGGUGCUAGUCUUGAGAUGUCUCAAUUUCUCGGCUCUUUCAGAAUCAAGGUGAACGGCGUCCAGCUACCGGCGGUAGACCAAUUGACGUGGACACAUGACAUCGGUGCCUGGGUGAAGGCAGGGGAGAACAAGUUGGAAAUUGAAGUUGCUGGCAGUUUGCUGAACAGGCUGAGAGUGACCAGUCCUUCGACGUACUCGUUGACGAAGCGACAAGAUUUCGGCUUGGUAGGAAGUCCAAGAGUGGUCCCUUGGAGACAGGUACAGAUCGUGUAG
This is a messenger RNA of Glarea lozoyensis ATCC 20868, 2802 nucleotides long. RefSeq lists its product as uncharacterized. The record is from RefSeq and is a predicted model, not a curated record. The coding region runs from base 1 to 2802 and encodes 933 amino acids. Lineage: Eukaryota; Fungi; Ascomycota; Leotiomycetes; Helotiales; Helotiaceae. The transcript has a single exon.